Lycium barbarum (goji berry) is the source of this 3501-nucleotide messenger RNA. Its product is annotated as pentatricopeptide repeat-containing protein At1g80550, mitochondrial. The transcript is spliced from 3 exons. The coding region runs from base 1430 to 2842 and encodes 470 amino acids. Gene Ontology annotation, molecular function: protein binding. The record is from RefSeq and is a predicted model, not a curated record. NCBI's taxonomy places the organism in Eukaryota, Viridiplantae, Streptophyta, Magnoliopsida, Solanales, Solanaceae.
UCUUGAUUCCCUUUUCUUGUUGCUGGUUGAACUUGGUUUUCGGGGCGGGUACCAACAAUUCCUCUUGCUCUUAAUCUGUAUCUCAUAGUGGCUACUUUAACUAAGGACUUACAUAAAACUUGUUGUGCUCGAUUAUUGGACUUGUUUGAUACCUUUGGUUAAUUUGUAAGAAAAGAUCAUACUCCCUUACAUUACAAUGUAGUGUUUCUUGAUUUUGCCUGUAUAUUCGUGAAAAUAAUUAGGUUUGUUUCUUGAUAAAUGAAUAAUUGAAUGUUUUCCUAUUCCUCUUCGACCAUUCUAAUUACAGUUGUUGCAAUGAAGGUUCAGUUAUCUAAUUAUGUCGUGAACACCAGGAAAAAAGUCUUCUCGUUCUGCAUCAUUUAGAGAUAAAAAAAAUAAAAAAAAAAAGGAUUUGAGAAUUUCCCUCGGCCUCUAGAAAUAUCGAGUCAUGACUUGGGAUAUACUCACUCUCUUUUUCUCAACGCUACCUAGUUACUUGACUUCAGACAUGUGUUCAGCUCUUGUUUAUAAGGAAUUAUAUGCCAUUUUGUAAUGUAAAACAAAUGGACCUAUAUCCUUAUUUAGGGCAACUUUGGCUGUCACUUCCAACCCUUGUGGUUUCUAUGCUAACCGGCUAAAAUAGAGUCCAAGGUUUUAAUCCUAUCCUAUAUCUGGAUUUAGCAUGCUUAAAUGGUAGCCUGAAUUCUCAUGAUCUUGGUAUGCUACUCUCGUAAUCUAACACUUCGGUACUAUGGCUUCCGAUGCGGUCAUUCUCAGGGGAAGUUUUUAAGGUGCCAAAUUGUUUCUCAAGUUUCUGAUCUAUGCUAAUGGUACUGGGGCUCAUAAACAUUUGCUUCUUAUUGAGAGGCCCUGAUCAGUUACUUUUGUGGGCUGACACUGAUAAUUGGAAUUGACCAUCAACAAAGUCGAUGCACAAAUAUAAGACUCUCCACCACACUGUUACUGCUGCUGUGAUUGCCCAUUAACUUCACAUGGAUGUGUUUUUCCAGACUACUCUUGGUCACUACCCAGUGUAAUCCCACAAUAGUGGGGUCUGGGGAGGGUAAGAUGUACGCAGCCUUACCCCUACCUGGGUAGGGAGGCUGUUUCCGAUUGACCCUCGGCAACCCUCCUCCUUUAUCCGGGCUUGGGACCGGCAAUGUGAGCGAGCUCACACAGGCGGAGUUUUUUUCCAGACUACUCUUGAGAAAGUAAAAUAUUCUGGCACAUCAAGCCUCUAAAGUCUAAACUACUAUUACUGUAAAACAUGUAUGGACAAUAUUAAUUGAAAGCCAAUACUCUAAAGGAUAUUCUUUCAAGACGGAAAACCAACUACUCAACUUUGCAGGACAAUCGUUAACUCCGGCAGUCCUGUGAACCACAAAAUUACUGCAGAUUAUAUUCGAAAACUAGUUCCUACUCUUCUAGAAUGCUUUCGUCAGUUAUUUCUCGAUAUUCAACUUUCUUACCUUCUUCUUUGCUUCUUGCCCAAUUCGAGAACUUGCUUCACCAUCACUUUUAUCACUCCAAACCCUUAAAUUCCACUUCCUUUCCCAACUAUGAUGACCCAAAUUCAUCCCCACUUCUCAAUCUUCCCACCAGUUCAAUAAGUGCUUCCUUUGAACCCCUAAAUCCCACCAUCGUUCUAGAAACCCUCUCUUGUUACAACAAUGACUGGAGAAGAGCUUUAGAGUUCUUCAACUGGGCAGAGGCACAGUGUGGCUUUCAUCACACCAACCAAACUUGCAACCAGCUUAUUGACAUUCUGGGUAAGUUCUUUGAAUUUGAUGCAGCUUGGAAUUUGAUUGAGAAAAUGAGAAGUGUAUCGUCCAUGCCUGACCAUACCACUUUCCGGGUGUUGUUCAAACGUUAUGUGUCUGCUCACAUGGUUAAAGAAGCAAUUGAUACGUUUGAUAAGACGGAGGAAUUUAAUUUAAAAGAUCAAGUUUCAUUCUCAAAUCUAAUUGAUGCUUUAUGUGAGUAUAAGCAUGUAAUAGAGGCCGAAGACUUGUGCCUCCCUAAGAACAAGAAUGACGUGAAGUAUUCAUGUUUUAAGGUGGACACAAAAAUAUGUAAUAUGCUUCUUCGUGGGUGGUUCAAAAUGAGUUGGUGGGGUAAGUGUAGAGAGUUUUGGGAAGAGAUGGAUACAAGGGGUGUGCAAAAGGAUCUAUAUUCGUACUCUAUUUACAUGGAUGUACAGUGCAAGAGCGGAAAGCCAUGGAAAGCUGUAAAAUUAUACAAAGAAAUGAAGAAGAAGGGAAUUGACUUGGAUGUGAUCGCGUAUAAUACUGUCAUUCGUGCUAUUGGGAUUUCAGAUGGUGUUGAUGUAGCAGCUAAGCUAUGUCAAGAGAUGAUUGAGUUGGGGUGCAAACCAAAUGUUUCUACAUACAACACACUCAUUAAGCUCAUGUGUGAAAAUGGGCGGUACAGAGACGCAUAUAAAGUACUUAAUCAAAUGCCUAGCAAGGGUUGCGAGCCUAAUGUCAUUACAUACAACAGCUUUUUCGGAUGCCUUGAGAAGCCCAGAGAGAUUCUCAAGUUGUUUGAUAGAAUGGUCGAAAGCGGAGUGCGACCUAGGAUUGACACCUAUGUCAUGCUUAUGAGGAAAUUUGGAAGAUGGGGAUUUCUUCGACCAGUCUUUAUUCUUUGGGAAAAGAUGGAAAAACAGGGGUUGCGUCCGGAUGCGUCUGCUUAUAAUGCAUUAAUUGAUGCGUUGGUGCAAAAGGGUAUGGUUGAUAUGGCACGCAAAUAUGAUGAAGAGAUGUUAGCAAAGGACCUUUCAGCUAAGCCGAGGGUAGAACUGGGGACAAAGUUGACUAGUGCUGACUGUGGAGGCAGCUGAUGUUUUAUGGAUGCACGUGAGACAGUGGUCAAGAUGUAAAACCCCAUGAUAAACUUCAACAGUUCUUUGUCAUCCUUGUGCUUGGUGGCAGCAGAGCAUCUUCCAAACGUAUAAAAGGAUGUCUCAUCAAUUGGCAUUCUUUGAAGAUAUCAGAAUGCGUUUCAGUGAGCUACGUGUUUGUGGCUGGAUUGUAUCAGGUCUUCCGCAUUUAAAUCUGACAAUCCCUCCGUAAAGCUCAAGUCAUUUUGCCCUAUGCUGAACUGAAAGUUCAAGAAACAACAUGCACAGAGCAAAUUAGAAUGCUUAUUUGACCUUGCUGGAAAGAAAGAAUCAAACUGUGGUCUCUAUUUGUUGGGAUUCUUUUCAAUGCACGCACCUAUCUUAAAAGAUGGUGAAUGGUAGUGACACAGGUCUUGUUUCAGAUUAUGUGUGUUGAAUGUUGAUUGAGGACCUUGAAAGUCUUGUGCCAAUUUCAAAGGCACCGUGAGAUUCUAUUGUGAAGGAUAACAAGUAACCUCUUUUUUUCUUCAAAAAAACCAGAGGUUUUCUUUUGAACUCAACAAACUUGUAUUUAAAAAAAAAAAAAAAAAAAAAAAACUUGUAUUGUGCGUGUAUUCUAAGUUCUUCGUUGGUGAUCUGUUUUAAGAAAGAGUAUGCUA